UGCAGAGAUGGUUUAGUGGUGGUGAUACUGAAACACCUCACUGAAUGACUGAGAAGAGGACCAGUCAUGAAGUGCUGGAACUGCAGAGUGCUGCUAGUCCUGUCUGGGGUCUUUUGCUUUCGAGCCAGGGUAGAAAGUUCUUCAGUAGGCUCCAUUAAUAUGAAGAUUACCAACACGUCAAGUACAAUAAAUGUGACAUGGGAGCCGCCAGAUAAGUCCAAGAACCCCUUGUGCUACAGGAGUAAUUUGCAGUACAGGAGCCACUGUGACUCAUCCUGGCAGAACUUUAAAAACAUUGCAGGGUUCCGCUUUGUGCUGCCUGCUCCAGACAUGAAGAAGAAUUAUGUUUUCAAAAUAAGAACAAGGCUGGAGUGUGUCAAUGAGAAAUGGAGCGAAUGGAGUCCAGAGAAAUACUGGAAGAAUGACACAGUUCCCUGCUCUGCAGACACAUCCGCAGUUAGCAUCAAGGACUACGUGUUGGUAACUGUGCUGCCGGUGGUGUUUUUACUGAUUCUCUAUGCAGCAACACAGAAGCGGAUAAGAAGACUUGUCCUUCCUAUAAUUCCAGAUCCAAAAAACACCCAGGAGAGCAUCCUAAAUAUUGAGCAGUUUCAGUGGUUCACCAGCUUCUCACAGGAGUGUGAGGAAUGUGAAAUGGUAGAAAUUGAGCUGGUCCCCCAGUCAGAGGAGGAGGAGAGUGAAAUGACUGAUGAACUGUCACCACAGAAACCUACAGAUACUGUCCCAGAAAGCCAUGACCUAGACCCUACCACAAAUACCAGCCUGUACUUUGCUUACCCGUCUGAUUCACCUGAGGACAGCGAGGCUCCACAGUGCUUACACGCCAUGCCCGGCUACAUUACCAUUUAGAUACAGUGUUCCAAAUUACACUAUAUGGACAAGAGUGUUGGGACAGCUGCCCAUUCUUAAAAGUGUGCCAGAGAACACCUAGACAAAGGACACCAGGACUUCUGGAACAAUGUGCUUUGAACAGAUGAGUACGAUUUGAGUACAGUUACAGAAGACAUGUUUGUCACGAACCACUAAAAACUGUUCAAAGAAUCCAUGCUUACUGUAAAGCAUGGAAGGUGUAAAUGUCAUCAUCUGGCAAGCUCUUCAUCAUAGAAUCUACAUCAAGAAUUACUCACUGUAUCAGAGGGGGCUUGAGGAAAAUGUUACAUCAUUCAUAUUCCUGAACACUGAAGGUGAAGCAUCACACAGCUGAAAGAAUUCUGCAUGGAGGAGUAGGAAAAAACUUUAUCUCGAUGUCAGACAGAUGGUUAUAGGAAACAUCUAAUUAAGAUUAUUAUGACCAAAGAUGGAAAAUUCCAGCUAUAUGGGCAUAUGGUGUCCUAACUUUUUUUCCUACAAAAUGGAUAAUUACUGUUUAUUAAUUGUAUAACCUCUCAUACACCAUGAAUUGUAUUGCACCUAAGGCUUAUUAUUUGGGUGGCAAGGUGGCGCCACUGGUGGUGCAUAUGAAACCGCAUCAGGGGCCUGGGAUUGUGGGUUUGGUUUCUGCUCUGGUUACAGUGAAGAGUUUGGUGUGUUCUUUCUGUGUUUGUGUGGACUUUCUAGUGGGUGCUCCAGUGGUAGGUAAAGUGGCCAUGCUAAACCGGCCCCUAUAUAUAAUUGUGUGAGUUAAUGGUUAAGCUAGUAAAUUAAAAGGGUAAUUUAAUCAUAUUUUAAGAAAAUAAUGAAUAGUACCUAAUAGUACAUGUACAUUAAACUCAACAAUUUAACAACAAUUGCUAUAUUUUUGUUGCAUGUCAUGCAUUUGAGAAAUCAACAAAACACAAAGCUUUCCACUGAACCAACCACUAACAAUAGCAACUUUAACAACAGUUAUUACUCUAGCAUUGUUACUAUAGCAAAGAUAAUGUAACAACGUCACUCAUGAGCACCUUAGAAGACCUGAUUUGCACCACUAUAGGCCUGUGUGUAAUACUGAUACCGGACAAAGGAGGGCACUCUGACUAUUCUAAAGACUGCCCUGCAUAGACAAGGCAUAUCAAAGGCAGCAAGGAGCAAGCUCCCUCAGCAUCAAAGCCCACCGUAAAAGGAGGAUGUAGGUUAAUUUGAAGGCUGAUUUAAAAGAUUAAUGCGUAGCUGCCUGCAUAAUAGAUGUGUAGUUUCAGUGUGACGCCAUCACAAAGCCAGGGCACUGAGAAUCUGCUCCUGCCACGUGCUCCUUACAGCCGUGAUUGAUGAUGAGGGACAGAAGGAAAACAAACAGGAGCAGGAGAGGAUCAUUCAAACCCUCAUUAAGAGACGCGUUCGUGAAGUUAAAGACUCUGAUAUGCGGACGGACAGACGGACGGAUGAUAACAAACACUCACGCCCAGUUCACACCUGUUUAAGUCUUCACAGAUUGACCAGUGUUUCCUUCACACUCGGCUUUUGUUUAGGCCACGCCGGUAGCAUGGCUGCUUCCUCGCAGCGCACAGAGUCCAUAUUCCAGCCAUAUGAGGUGAAGAGAAAACCUUCUGUAAACACUUUUUCACUCAGCCGUGAAAACAAUUUCGGAUGUUUAAUUAGGCCUAUAAGCAUUUUUGGGUUUAUGACAUUAACAAGCCAUGCGUUGUUUAUAGGAUAAUUUGGGGUCUUUCAAUUAAGUUUAUUUGCUUUCUGUUUUCCACACUGCAUAAAUGAAACACUCCAUCUGCGCACAUGGAGACUUUCUGCCAAAACUCUGAGCCUGAGGCUGAUCCAGAUCAUAUUCUGACUUCAGGUAUUAGAGAUGUUCCAACUUUUAUUUUUUCUAGAAGUCAGACAUAAUGAGAAAGUGAUCAUCAAGAUAGAUUAACCCCUAGUGCCCUGAGGCGUCUGAGGCAUCAAAAUCCCCAUCACUUUGUAUAAUAAUGUAAUAGACAUUCAAAUUACCAGGUUGAAGUUACUCAGAUCUGCAGCUUGUUUGCUUUAAUGUUACAGGCCUUUUCAAAUCAGAUUUGAGUACAUUUCUUAUCGUUGUUGUCCAAUGAAAACUUUCUUUAUUUUUUGUACUUUUUUAGUUUAUUACACAAUUUAAGAAACACACACACUGUCACAAUUUCUUCAAUAAUAGACCAAAAAACUCUCCUCAGAAAAUUACCUGAAAUAAACUUAUUUUAUAUUGACUUCCAUUGAAAGCUAAGAAGGUUCCAUCUCUCUACUUAAAAGUUGCUCUUUUAGAGACACAUUUUUUAUUGGACCUUGACGAUAUGUGGUCAUAGAUUGGUCCUCAUAAGCACCUGCAUCACACAGAAUGAGCAUAUUCACAACAAGUUAUGCUUCCUGUUGUUUUAGUUAAUGAAUAGCUAUUAAAUAUAUAAUUUUUCUGACACAACAAUAAACAGAACAACAGCGGGGUGUUGAAAUACGGCAAAACAUUGGCAGCACAGCAAAAGGAGACAUGCAUAAAUGUAACAAUGUGCACAUAUGUGCAAUUUCAGGUAUUUCACAAUACAGACGGACACAGGUCAAUGUGAACCAAAUAAUCAGAAUUGUUAAGUGAUCAGAGGCUUGUUUUGUGAAGCUUAGAGUAAGAGUUUAGAGUUCUCCUCCAAGUGUGUUUGGCUGUCCAGUUAGAAAGAGAUGCAUGUAGUUAUAAUGUAUAAAAUAUAUAAAAUACUAUU
Astyanax mexicanus (Mexican tetra) is the source of this 3614-nucleotide messenger RNA. RefSeq names its product cytokine receptor like factor 2 (gene crlf2). Gene Ontology annotation, biological process: cytokine-mediated signaling pathway. The record is from RefSeq and is a predicted model, not a curated record. Gene Ontology annotation, molecular function: cytokine receptor activity; protein binding. NCBI's taxonomy places the organism in Eukaryota, Metazoa, Chordata, Actinopteri, Characiformes, Acestrorhamphidae. Gene Ontology annotation, cellular component: external side of plasma membrane. Bases 67 to 870 code for a protein of 267 amino acids. The transcript has 6 exons.